AUGUUUCACAAGUCCGAAACAGACAUUAUCGAAGAGAAUGAUUGGGAUUGGUUUGGCUUACGUUUUUGUGAAGAAUAUGAGGAAGAAGAAGGUGGGGGAGAUGACAUGGGGGAUACAGUUGAUGAAGGUGGUGGAGAUGCCAUGGGGAAUACAGUUGAUGAAGGUGGGACAUCAAGUCCGGAAAAGACGGAAAUGGCAACUCACGAAAUAAAGGAUACCAACCAAUUUUGUAAGUAUGAUUUAUACGAAAACCCAUUGUUGUUGAGUAGAGAUGGCAUGGUUGGCCAUGUUUUUCAAUCACUGGACAUGGUUGAAGAAUUCAUUCAUGAAUAUGCAAGAUUCAUUGGGUUUAGCCUGCGUAAAAGUAUCAUGCGAAAAAAUACUACAGGUGAUGUACGUCAACGUCAGUGGGUAUGCUCUCGCGAGGGCUGGCGGUCUGAAAUGCAUGUGCGAAGGCUUGAUAGAACUAGGGAGCCUAAGCCAAUUAGUCGAGUGGGAUGCAAGGUUUGCUUUCGAUUGAACUUGGUGAAGGGUAGUAGGAAUUGGAUACGCAAAGAAUUCAUCCCAAUUCUUUCUCACAACGUUGUAGCAGACAACCAUAAACAAUUCCUUCGGUCCAAUCGGGUAAUCUCAGAAGGAACCUUGACGACUGCACAAAUAAUGAAGGAGUCAGGCAUAAGAACUUGCCACAUCAUGUCGUACAUGGCAAAGCAAAUGGGUGGGCGGGCAAUCAGAUAUUUGGAGCAUAAAGCUGAUGAGGACCCUGGUUUUUUUGGACAGUUUUCGUACAAUGAGGAUAAUCGUCUUCUUAAUUUAUUUUGGGCAGAUGGGAGAUGUAGAUCAGACUAUGAAACAUAUGGCCAUGCAGUAGCUUUUGAUUCGACGUACAAGACUAAUAGUUAUGGGAAGUCGCUGCUGAUAUGGAUAGGAAUUAAUAACCACUGUAGAACGUGCAUUUUGGGCUUUGCCGUUCUUAACAAUGAGUCUGGCAGCAGCUACAAGUGGGCGACAAGGGCUUUCCUGGAAUGCAUGGGAGGUGUUCUACCCAAAACAGUAGUGACAGAUGGAGAUGAAGCUAUUGCUAACACGCUAGAGGAGUUGAUGCCUGAUGUACCCCACCGAUUGUGUUAUUGGCAUUUACACAACAAAGCGGUUUUAAAAGUGAAAGAUCCAUCUUUUGCGAGCAGGUUUACCAAAUUGGUAUUCCGGUACUACACAAAGGACGAGUUUGAAGAUGAAUGGUGCACUUAG
This is a messenger RNA of Humulus lupulus (European hop), 1251 nucleotides long. RefSeq names its product protein FAR1-RELATED SEQUENCE 5-like. The coding region runs from base 1 to 1251 and encodes 416 amino acids. The record is from RefSeq and is a predicted model, not a curated record. The transcript is spliced from 2 exons. NCBI's taxonomy places the organism in Eukaryota, Viridiplantae, Streptophyta, Magnoliopsida, Rosales, Cannabaceae. Gene Ontology annotation, biological process: regulation of DNA-templated transcription.